Messenger RNA from Nerophis lumbriciformis (worm pipefish), 975 nucleotides. NCBI's taxonomy places the organism in Eukaryota, Metazoa, Chordata, Actinopteri, Syngnathiformes, Syngnathidae. The record is from RefSeq and is a predicted model, not a curated record.
AUGCAGACCGAGGUGGAAGCCGAGCUGUGCUUUCCACUGCUCGGCAACACUUCUUGCAGCAAGACUCCAAAUCCUCAGCCCAUCGCCACCUACAUGCUGCUGUCGGCUAUCUCUCUCGUCACUGUCAUUCUCAACCUGCUAGUCAUUAUCUCCAUCUCUCACUUCAAGCAGCUGCAAACCCCCACCAACCUUCAGCUGCUCUCCCUGGCCGCCUCUGACGCAUUAGUGGGUUUUCUAAUGUUAUUUCAGAUUUCGCUGAUUGGUGGUUGUUGGUUCUUUGGUGACCUGAUGUGUAUCGUGUAUUUCAUUGUGGAUCACUCUGUCACAUCCGCCUCUAUAGGAAGCAUGGUGCUCAUAUCAAUCGACCGUUACGUGGCUAUCUGUGACCCUCUACGUUAUACGAUCAAGGUCACAAAAAUCAGGGUUUCUAUCUCAGUUUUAAUAUGCUGGUCAACGUCAUUUUUCUUCAACUGUAUGUGUUUGAUCGACAUACUGAAGCAAUCAGGAAGGUUUAACAAGUGUGUAGGCAGGUGUGUGGUUGUUGUCACGUAUACUGUAGGAAUCACCGACCUCUUCCUUUCCUUCAUAGGCCCGAUCACUGUCAUUGUGGUUCUGUACAUGAAUGUGUUUGCAGUGGUUGUGUCUCAUUCACGAGCCAUGCGUUCUCGCGUGUGGGGCGGCACAUUGCGGGGUGCAACCACCAAGAUUUCUGAACUGAAGGCAGCCAGGACCCUCGGUGUGGUGGUGGUGGUGUUUAUCGCAUGUAUCAUGCCAUAUUUCUGCAUAGCCAUCACAGGCCAGGAUGCUGUGCUUAAUGCAUCAUCUACAGCGUUUAUCAUCUGCUUGUUCUACUUCAACUCCUGUCUAAACCCACUCAUCUAUGCUAUUUUUUAUCCCUGGUUUAGAAGGUCCGUUAAGCUCAUCGUGACCCUGCAGAUUCUGAAACCUGACUCCAGCCAGGUUAAUAUGAUGUAG